AUGAGUAGUCCCUCUAAUAUUCAGCAAUCCUAUACUAUCUGGUCUCCCCAGGACACUGUAAAGGAUGUCGCGGAUUCGCUAGGAAUUGAUACAAUUAGUGAUGAUGUACUGAAAUCAUUAGCGAUGGAUGUUGAAUAUCGUAUUUUAGAGAUUAUUGAACAAGCUGUAAAAUUCAAAAGGCAUACUAAGAGAGACGUGCUUACAACUGACGACGUCUCGAAAGCACUGAGAGUUUUAAACGUGGAGCCGUUAUAUGGAUAUCAUGACGGGUCUGCGAUGGAUAAAGAUGUUUCCUUUAGUAAGAUAAAUACAUCAGGUGGACAGACAGUGUACUAUUUAAAUGACGAAGAAGUUGAUUUUGAUAAACUCAUAAACGAACCAUUGCCACAGGUCCCUCGCUUACCUACCUUCACUACGCAUUGGUUAGCGGUGGAAGGUGUUCAACCAGCUAUUAUUCAGAAUCCAAAUUUAAAUGAUGUUAGAAUAUCUCAACCACCCACCGUGAGGGGAGCUAUUGUUACAGCACUGAACGAUAACUCUUUACAAACAUCUUCUACCGGAUCAGCCACGCUGGCUUUAGAUGAAGAGAAAGAGGCACAACACUUAUCGUCUGUGAAGCCAGGACAAAAUAUCGAAGUGAAACCGCUUGUGAAACAUGUGCUUUCCAAAGAAUUGCAAAUUUAUUUCAAUAGAGUCAUUGAGGCGCUCACUACAAAAAAUCAAGAUGAUGCCGAUGCACAGCACAUGAAAGCGGCAGCUUUGACAUCUCUACGAACAGACAGUGGGUUACACCAGUUGGUUCCUUACUUCAUCCAAUUCAUUGCCGAACAAAUAACUCACAAUCUUUCAGAUUUGAAUCUUCUUACCAUAAUACUUGAAAUGAUUUAUUCCUUAUUGAGUAAUGAAUCCAUUUUUUUGGAUCCUUAUAUUCAUUCACUGAUGCCCUCAAUACUUACGUUGUUGUUAGCUAAAAAGCUUGGAGGGUCCCCCACAAGUGAUUCUCCAGCUGAGUAUCAUGAGUUUCUAGAAAAAACCAAUGCUUUGCGCGACUUUGCAGCCUCUUUACUGGAGUAUGUUUUGAAGAAAUUACCACAGAUCUACAAAUCUUUGAAGCCCCGUGUAACCAGAACUUUACUGAAAACAUUUUUGGAUACAAACCGUGUCUUUGGUACAUACUAUGGAUGCCUAAAGGGUGUGUCAGUUUUAGAAUCCGAGUCAAUUAGAUUCUUCUUAGGAAAUUUAUACAAUUGGUCAAGAUUAGUCUUUAAUGAGCAGAACUUUACCUUAGAGUCGGUUUCAGAGAAUAAAAGUACAAAAUUUACCCCUGAGGAGACAGCAUUUUUGGUGGAUACUAUACUGUCAGCUUUACGUGUUCUUAAGGCUGACUUACCAGAAAUAUCUCAAGGUAAAAAUCAGAACAUAACAGAGGAUGAUAAAAGUAAAUUGGUUAGUAGAUGCGGUGUCACUGUUGCAAGUCACAUUUUGAAAUGUGACGAUGCGAGAGAACUGAUAGAUGCUAUUUUUCUAGGAGAAUAA
Molecule: messenger RNA, 1536 nt
Organism: Zygotorulaspora mrakii
Lineage: Eukaryota; Fungi; Ascomycota; Saccharomycetes; Saccharomycetales; Saccharomycetaceae
Gene: TAF6
Product: TATA-binding protein-associated factor TAF6
Exons: 1
Coding region: 1-1536 (511 amino acids)
Biological process (GO): RNA polymerase II preinitiation complex assembly; transcription initiation at RNA polymerase II promoter
Cellular component (GO): SAGA complex; transcription factor TFIID complex; SLIK (SAGA-like) complex
Molecular function (GO): protein heterodimerization activity; RNA polymerase II general transcription initiation factor activity; transcription coactivator activity
Source: RefSeq, a predicted model, not a curated record